Molecule: messenger RNA, 1095 nt
Organism: Thalassophryne amazonica
Lineage: Eukaryota; Metazoa; Chordata; Actinopteri; Batrachoidiformes; Batrachoididae
Exons: 4
Coding region: 143-883 (246 amino acids)
Source: RefSeq, a predicted model, not a curated record
GUUGUCUUUGGAUAAAUGUCAGGUUCACCUGUGAAAACUGGAGGUAGUGAAUUCAGUGUUGGUGCAGUUUGACCUCCUUCCGUCGUGCACGUUUCCGACUCCCGCGUGGUUUUCCUGAAACUGAACUCCGGCUGAUGAAUAAAUGAUCGGCCGCUCCGUCGGCUCUGUAAACGGUUAUCUGCGCUCAGCGUCAUCCGGGCUGAGAUUGAGAGCCAGCGGCAGCAGCAUGCUGACGCCUCCGCCGCACCGCGACCUCCUCCUGCGUGAGUCCCCGCCGGUGUUCGGGAGGCCCUGGUUCUGGCAGCGCGGCGCCGGCAGCAUGGAGAGCACGCGCAGCCUGGCGCACGUCAUCAUGGAGAUGCGUGACGAAAUCAAGAAGCUGGAGGCGGAGAACCGGGGGCUGCGAGGAGACCCGGGUCAACGGCCGCUGGGAGGCGCGUCGGGGGGCUCCAGCCCUGGGUCCUCAGCCUCGGAGAGUCCGGAAAACCCGUACGGCAGCCUGCGCCGAAACGCGUCUGCGCCAGUCCUGGAGGGGUAUAAAGAUAACACUGUGAUGACUGUCCGAAGGUAUUCGGUUGGCACCAACAUGUCUGACAUGGCCAGGAGAGAAUUGAGGAAUGACACAGUACGGCGGAGUGGCUCAGAGUGGGCAAGACUACAUGAAGAGGCUGGGAACAACAUCUUUCCUAAUUCAGCCAAAGGAGAAAAAGUUAACAACAGGCGCUUCCUGCAGGAAUAUGUACAUAAAAACAGGGCCAAAGUAAAGACCGUCACAUUCCUUCUACCUGUGGACGACAUUUACACCAACAGACCAGUUCUGAGUAAGCACCUGGACGAUCCGAAAAUCGGUGAGCUGGAUUCCAUAACUGAGACUGAAUCCUGAGAGAACAAAAGACGGGCAUGAACUGAUCUUGUGAGGCCUGAGAGUAGCAUUUUCAUUUGGGUCAGUGUGGAUUGGGCUCUUCCUGAGCGAGACAGGAGGCCGAUUUUAUCACACCCAACAAAACAAACACCAGACUUUGGUUACAGGUGUCAUUUUCGACUCCGACCCGGUCAACAAUGAGGCACAGGGCCCUCUGCAGCGAGGAUCAGGUU